GUGACUCUCUACCAGAGCCGGAUGAGGCUUUCAAGGACCGCAGCCCUUUACCGGGAGGGAUGGACUCCGUCUCGGCGCCCGGGAAGUGAAAAAGCAAGGAUCGGGGCAGGGGACCAACGGCCAGUAGAGAAGCAGCUUUCCACCAAUAGAAGCUCGGGCCGCGCAUGACGUCGAGGGCCAAGGAGGCGGAGCGAGAACGCCCCGGGAAAGGGGCGUGACGAAGUCUCCCGGAAGUGACACCAUCGGGGCGGUCCUCGGCUGCGUCGGCGCGCGGCCUGGGCUCGCGCUGGGCUCCGCGCGCCCCCCGCCCCUCUAUGAGGCCGAGGCCGCGGCAGCCGUUAGCGCUGUAGCUCCGGGGGCCGCGGCGGGCGGGGCUCCGGUAGGGCCCGGCUUAGUCCCCACCCCAGCCGGGCUCUCAGCCGUCCGCCCCCUCUCCGUCUCCCCGAUGCAGGGGGCCGAGCUCCGGGAUGGUGAGGCGGCGGCGGCGGCAGCCGCUUCGUACCGCGUCUUGAGCCGCCUGCUUGGCUACGGAGAGGCGGCCCCCGAGCCAGGCCCGCCGCCGCCGCCCCCGGGCCAUGGCCCCCCGCCGCCACCCUUCCUCGCGCGGCCCGGCUCGCGGGGCUCCCGGCCGCCCCAGCUGAUGGUGUUCCGCAACGUGGGUCGGCCGCCGGAGGAGGAGGACGCGGAGGCGGCCCCGGAGCCGGGACCGUCGGAACUGCUGUGUCCCCGGCACCGCUGUGCCCUGGACCCCAAGGCCCUGCCUCCCGGCUUGGCCCUAGAGCGGACCUGGGGCCCGGCAGCUGGGCUGGAGGCGCAGCUGGCGGCUCUGGGGCUCGGGCAGCCGGCCGGGCCGGGCGUCAAGACGGUCGGCGGGGGUUGCUGCCCGUGCCCGUGCCCGUGCCCGUGCCCCCCGCAGCCGCCCCCUCCGCAGCCCCAGCCGUCUGCUGCCGCCCCGCAGGCCGGGGAGGACCCCACGGAAACGAGCGACGCGCUGCUGGUCUUGGAGGGCUUGGAGUCGGAGGCCGAGAGCCUGGAGACGAACAGCUGCUCGGAAGAGGAACUCAGCAGCCCGGGCCGCGGAGGAGGCGGCGGCCGGCCUGUGCUGCAGCCCCCGGGCCCCGAACUACCCCCGGUGCCCUUCCCGCUGCAGGACUCGGCCCCGCCGGGGCGCUGGAGUAGAGGCGAGCAGCAGCAGCACCCGCCCCCGCCCCCGCCGCCUCCGGGGCCGCUCCGGCCGCUCGCGGGCCCGUCUCGGAAGGGCUCCCUCAAAAUCCGUCUCAGUCGCCUCUUCCGCACGAAGAGCUGCAACGGGAGCUCUGGCGGUGGGGAUGGGGCGGCCAAGAAGCCGUCUGGGGAGCUGGCUGCUUCAGCUGCGAGCCUGACGGACAUGGGCGGCUCUGCGCGCCGGGAGCCGGACGCGGGGAGGAAACCCAGACUGACAAGAACUCAAAGUGCCUUUUCCCCGGUCUCCUUCAGCCCCCUGUUCACAGGUGAAACUGUGUCGCUUGUGGAUGUGGACAUCUCUCAGCGGGGUUUGACCUCUCCACACCCUCCAACUCCCCCUCCUCCUCCAAGAAGAAGCCUCAGCCUCUUAGAUGAUAUCAGUGGGACGCUGCCUACAUCUGUCCUUGUGGCUCCGAUGGGGUCUUCCCUGCAGUCUUUCCCCCUACCUCCGCCUCCUCCACCCCAUGCCCCAGAUGCAUUUCCUCGGAUUGCACCUAUCCGAGCAGCUGAAUCCCUGCACAGCCAGCCCCAACAACACCUCCAGUGCCCCCUCUACCGACCUGACUCAAGCAGCUUUGCAGCCAGCCUUCGAGAGUUGGAGAAGUGUGGUUGGUAUUGGGGUCCGAUGAAUUGGGAAGAUGCAGAGAUGAAGCUGAAAGGAAAACCAGAUGGUUCUUUCCUGGUACGGGACAGCUCUGAUCCUCGUUACAUCCUGAGCCUCAGUUUCCGAUCACAGGGUAUCACCCACCACACUAGGAUGGAGCACUACAGAGGAACCUUCAGCCUGUGGUGUCAUCCUAAGUUUGAGGAUCGUUGUCAAUCAGUGGUAGAAUUCAUUAAGAGAGCCAUCAUGCACUCCAAGAAUGGGAAGUUCCUUUAUUUCUUGAGGUCCAGAGUUCCAGGACUGCCACCAACUCCAGUUCAGCUGCUCUAUCCAGUGUCCCGAUUCAGCAAUGUCAAAUCACUCCAGCACCUUUGCAGAUUCCGAAUUCGACAGCUCGUCCGGAUUGAUCACAUCCCAGAUCUCCCACUGCCUAAACCUCUGAUCUCUUAUAUUCGAAAAUUUUACUACUAUGAUCCUCAAGAAGAGGUAUACCUGUCUCUAAAGGAAGCGCAACUCAUUUCCAAACAGAAACAAGAGGUGGAGCCCUCCACGUAGCGAGGGGCCCCUGCUGGUCACCACCAAGGGCAUUUGGUUGCUAAGCUCCAGUUGUUGUGAAGAACCAAAUGAAGUUACUAUGAAAAGAGAAGUGAAAAACAAACAAACAAAAAACCAGAGGAAAUGAGAAUAGUUCUCUGUGCAAAGACUUUGGUUCCCCUGAAAACCCUGGGGCUUGGAAGAAGCACACAGCCAUACUCUGAGUGGGGGCUCCACUUGUUUUAUCUUGGAUGAGCUCCUUGGAAAACUUUAAGAAGUCUAAACACUGUUUCUUUCUUUCUUUUUCCCCUAGAAGUUUUAUUUGGGAUAUUUAUAUUUCUUGGUAUGAAGAAUUCACCUUAAAGGCAGCUGGGGUUUGUUUGUACCCAUUGUAUUGACGUGGUACAAAGGGUGAGCAAGUACAAAAUGGAGGAUGGGAGGGGAUCUUGCCAGUGAUGGUCAUUUAGUUGGUGCCAAAGAAGUAUGCCAGUUGUCACUAUUGACCAUGGGGAAGGAAUCAAAAGUGCAAAUCAAGCAGAGUUUCUGAGGGAUGAGUAUCUGCAUGGAUGGCUUCAGAAGGAGCUGGAAAGAGUAGGUGGUCUUUAGAAUAGAGUUCUUGACAAAACUGGCAAAUGCCCUCUGCUGUGAGAAGUAUCACUCCUUGAGACCUUUGAGGGCAUGGAGACCUGGCUGUAGAGUCAUCACUGGAUAAUUUUACUGAAUAUCUAAGCUCUCUGACUUCAAGUUAGCCCCGUUCUCCCUACAUCCACACCCCCCCCACCCCAGGAGAUUACUGUACAUUUCACUCCGAUCAUGGUAACAUCAUUUCUCCUGCUUCUGCCAGCUGUCAGGGCUGUAGUUUUUCUCAUCUUCUGAGCAGUUCGGCACAAUCAUGGACUGCUAAAGUAAUUGGAGCAUGCUUCCAGAUUCUUAAUGGUAAACCAAAUUCAUGGCUUAGGAGUCGAUGUUACAUACCUCCAUAUGUCAUCUAGUGAGAGGAAAUAUGGAGGAAGGCGAGAAAAAAAAGCUACUGUAGUUGUGCUCUUCCUAGAGUAAGCUCUCUAGUGCUUCAGCCUUAAUGGGAUUCUUCAGCUGAGAGAGGAGAAGAGCAUCCAUCACAUUUCACGUUUCUCAGUUUAUCAUUGUCAUCUCACUUCAAGAUUGGGAUGUAGCAAAGGAGUCUUAUUUUCCUGAGAUCUUUCUAGCAACCCAGCCACUUCCCUGAGUCAGAUCCUGAUUGCCCUCCUUUCAUUGAGAAGUCUGUCAGAUGCUGGUUUGAGAGUUGCCUGUCUUCUAGGUGGGGGUAGAGGAGGAAAGAGAAAAACCCCAGUGCUUUUCAGUGGUCUUGAUUUUUUUCUGAAGCUAGCCAUUAUCAAAUGCUGUAACACCAUGGAUUUGCUUUUAUGUAGAGUUACUCUGGGGAGAGGUUUGCUAUUAAGAUGUGAAAUUUGAGCUGUUUGGGCUUGAUUAUUCUUGCAGUAAGUGUUCUAUAAGACUGCCUUUUUUGGUUCCUCUAUGCUUAAAUAUCUGCCUCAUCUCAAAAGAUAAAUGAUAUCGUCAGGUUUGUGGUUUCCUUCUGGUUUUGGGUGAGGCCCCAGGGUCUUGGUAAUUUAUAGGUCUGCCUCAUCUGGAAGCAUUGGCCUGCUGCCAUAAAUUCAGUAUAGAAAGGUUUUUGUAAGUCUUCCUCCUUAUAACUGAAGAGGGAGGAAAUUUGACUGUAGGAGCUGGCCCAGAAAAUGAGCUUUGUGGCAAAAACACAACCCAUCUCUGAAAUUUAUCAGAGGAAGUACCUUUUCUCUCCUUGGCUGUCAUAGUAGUAUCACCAAAGUGUUAAGAUUCUGUGAUUCCAGAAAUGGGCAUAACUUGUAAAUGUUGCCUCUUGAAGAUGUAGACUAACUUUGCCAUCUUGCAGAAAGUGUCCCUGUACUAUAGAGCUGUAGUCCGAAAUCUGUUUGGAUCCUCAAGUGGCUGGGAUACAGCUGCCUAGAAUAUUUCUUUUUUGUUUUUAACCAUUUCAGUCACCUGUAAUUUCAAAGUUAUUUUUUAGUGUCUCUUUGCCUGACUUUGGUCUAGAUAUGGUGAAAAACACAGGAGUGGAUUAUAUGAUAGCUGGCCGAAGGUGACUGUCACAAAGGAAGCAGUUGGUGAGUGGCUCUGUUGUUGAGAGAAUCAAGAGAGGGUUAUCUUUAACAGAAAUCAGAGUGAGUAAAACCAGGGAAGACUAGAUGGUCUAGGAAGCUCUGUAGUGAUGGCACUUUGAAUCACAUGCAGGGCAAGACAGUGCGAUGAGAAAGAUAAAUGAGACUUUCUGCAUGGUCCAGCAGCAUCAAAGAAUCCUUUUAUCCAGUGAGCUAGGCCAAAACUUCUAGUUAUGAAGUAUGUCUACGUGCUGAAAGAUCAGAAUAGUGAAGUGGGUCCCAAAGUCAUCAUGGCAGAGACCUCACUGAUGUCAGAACAGCUUGUGUGAGGGAGGCAGAAACCCUGUGUCCUUGAGAGCACGCAGCUUUUCUUUGGAGACACUUGCUCAGGUACAAAAUCAAAGCAGCUGAGGAGGUGUGACCCAACCUCAUCAUAGUCCUUGUUCUCUGCCGGAGACAUUGUUCAUCUAUGUCUGUGGUCACAGCCCAGUUUGUAGCACAGUUCCUCUUCAGUUAAAUGGGCUAUAAGACAAACGAAAAGUAGUUUCCCUUAGGAGCUGUGGUGGAAGAAAGUGGGAUGGGCCAGUUGGCUGAGGUUCUAGCCUGGUUAGAGUAAAUAGGGAGGGAGCAGGAGCAGCUGGCCCAUCAUCCUCUGCACUGUCUCUUUACCAGUUCUGUGUAGCGCUGACCGAAAUACACUCUACCAAAGGAACUCA
This is a messenger RNA of Erinaceus europaeus (western European hedgehog), 5216 nucleotides long. It is a transcript of the gene SOCS7, whose product is annotated as suppressor of cytokine signaling 7. NCBI's taxonomy places the organism in Eukaryota, Metazoa, Chordata, Mammalia, Eulipotyphla, Erinaceidae. The record is from RefSeq and is a predicted model, not a curated record. Gene Ontology annotation, biological process: intracellular signal transduction; phosphatidylinositol phosphate biosynthetic process. Gene Ontology annotation, cellular component: phosphatidylinositol 3-kinase complex. The transcript is spliced from 10 exons. Gene Ontology annotation, molecular function: 1-phosphatidylinositol-3-kinase regulator activity. The coding region runs from base 446 to 2383 and encodes 645 amino acids.